GGAACCUUCGUUUGCAGGGCCUGCGAGGACUUUGCUCCCCCGUGGUGUCUUUGGCAGGCAGCCGGCGAGGGGUUCCUCCCCCUUCUUCCACAGCGCGCCCGUUGCGCCCGGCUCAGGGCUUCCAUCGGCUGCAAGGGAGCCGCUGGGAGAAACGAGCGGGGGGCGGGAGUUUCGGGCGAAGCCAGCCUGACCCCUCCCCAGCUGGGGGUCCACGGGGUGCUGCCCCCAGGCAGGGCCGCUCAAGCUGUCCCGGGAGCAAAGCGGUCCGCCUUUAAGCCGCCCCGAGCGGCUCCCCGGCACCUGAAUCCCAUCUCCGGCCGUGGCAGCUGAGGCUCCUUAAGGCCAGCCGGCCGGCCCGGCCCCGUUCCGCCUCGGCCGCGAUGGAGCCCCUGCGGGGUCUGGCGGGCCAGGUGUGGGCCCUGCGGCGCUCCCUCCGCCUGCUGCUGGGGCUGCUGGUGCCCUGCCUGCUCCUGCUGCUCCUGCUCAGCGCGCUGCUCCUCCUGCGCUGGCGCCUCUGCCGGAGGGUGGGGGCCGGCCGGGGCCCUUCCACGCCCCCCCGCUUCCUCCCGGGGACCCCCAGGGCUGCCGUGCUCAGCCACGAUCCGGGCGGCGGGAUGGCCCGGCGGCAGCUCGCGCAGACCGGCCCCCGGGCGCCCUGUUGCGGGAGGAGGCCGGCCGCGUCCUACCUGCCCGCCUGCAGCCCUCGGCCGCUCCGCCCGGAGAGAGGGGCGCCGCCCACAGCCGGCUCCUCCUCCUCCAACGACUUGGAGAAGCCGCCGGUCUUGGUGCCCCCCAACUCUCUGGUCACCUCCUCCGGCACUGGGGGUGUCCUGGAGAAGGUCUUCUCCAGCUGCCACACCAGCACCCAGAGGAAGCCCCGUACCUGCAGCAGGGUGGCACUGGGCACCCAUUCCAGCACGGGGCCCUUUGAGUUUGGCAGCAGCAUCCGGCCCGGGGACAGGAGGGCCCACCUCAACUCUGCCAACUUCACGGCCUCGCAAGGACCCGGCCUGGACUCGGACUUUGGCGCCAGUGCUGGCGUUUCUGUCCGGAUCUUGUCAACUGACAGCGAAGGCAGUCCCAACACACCCGUUGUGCAUCGCCAACAAGCCGGACACUUUGAGUGGGACUACUACGACCCCAGCUACAAGAGGAAAGCUCAGCUCCAUCGUUCCGUGCCUCCCAUCUGCAGCAAACAGUACUGGCUGUGACCUAGGAGAGUCCACAAGUUCUCUUUGCCACACUUUGUGCGUGUGUGCGGAAGAGAGGUGGCGUGUUGGGAUUUAUUGUGAGGAAGGAUUUUAGUCAUGGUCUUCCUCUUUGGCUUGCACUCUGCUUAUUGGGAGAGAUUUCCUGUUGCGGCUGAAUGUCUCCCCCAUGGAAUAUUUUCACAUCACAAAAAGCUUCCCUUACCCUUAUCUGCACCUGGAAUAUCAGGAGUGUCCAACCGUGGCGACUUUUAAGACUUGUGGACUUUAACUCCCAGAAUUCCCCAGCCCUGGGAGUUGAAGUCCACAAGACUUAGUCGCCAAGGUUGGACACCCCUGCUUUAGACAAUACUUCUGUGCCCAAAUACGAACCUUUUGGCACCCCCAGCCUGUGGCUGCCCACUUCAUUCAUCCCAGUCCGUUUUCGCAGUCCUUUCAAGCACAAGACCCACACUGACACUCAGCUCUAGGUAGCACUGAACAAAAAACUUAGUUAGAAUGCCACCAAUCUAAUCUCAAGAUCCAAAGUGAUUGAACACCUGACCAGGGAGGGACACACAGGUCAACCUCACAGUUGCUCAUUCUGCACAUCAGCACCAACUUCCUAAGCAUGGGAUGCAAGGAGAGAGACCUGGUGAGAUACAAACCUUGAUGGCAGCCUGUGAUGCCUGAUUUUAUAGUGCUUAUUAAAGAUACUGAACUUUU
Messenger RNA from Ahaetulla prasina, 1913 nucleotides. Its product is annotated as protein huluwa-like. Bases 381 to 1211 code for a protein of 276 amino acids. The record is from RefSeq and is a predicted model, not a curated record. Lineage: Eukaryota; Metazoa; Chordata; Lepidosauria; Squamata; Colubridae. The transcript has 3 exons.